AUGGACCGCCGCUGGGGCUUCCUGAUCGGCCUCCUGAGCGCCGCGUGGCUGCUGCUCCGCUCCGGCCACGACGAGCCGCGGCCCCCGGAGACGCCCCCGGAGACGGCGGCGCAGCGGUGCUUCUGCCAGGUCAGCGGUUACUUGGAUGAUUGUACCUGUGAUGUUGAAACCAUUGAUAAAUUUAAUAACUACAGGCUUUUCCCAAGACUACAAAAACUUCUUGAAAGUGACUACUUUAGAUAUUACAAGGUAAACCUGAAGAGGCCCUGUCCUUUCUGGAAAGAUAUCAGCCAGUGUGGAAGAAGAGACUGUGCCGUCAAGCCUUGUGAAUCUGAUGAAGUUCCUGAUGGAAUUAAAUCUGCAAGCUACAAGUAUUCUGGAGAAGCCGGUAAUCUCAUUGAAGAAUGUGAACAGGCUGAACGACUUGGAGCUGUGGAUGAAUCUCUGAGUGAGGAAACACAGAAGGCGGUUCUUCAGUGGACCAAGCAUGAUGAUUCCUCAGACAACUUCUGUGAAGCUGAUGACAUACAGUCUCCUGAUGCUGAGUAUGUAGAUUUGCUCCUGAAUCCUGAGCGCUACACGGGUUACAAGGGACCAGAUGCUUGGAGGAUAUGGAAUGUCAUCUAUGAAGAAAACUGUUUCAAACCACAGACAAUUAAAAGACCUUUAAAUCCGUUGGCUUCCAGUCAAGGGAAAGGUGAAGAGAACACCUUUUACAGCUGGCUAGAAGGUCUCUGUGUAGAAAAAAGAGCCUUCUACAGACUUAUAUCUGGCCUACAUGCAAGCAUUAAUGUGCACUUAAGCGCACGCUAUCUUCUGCAAGAUACCUGGUUAGAACAGAUAUGGGGACACAACGUAACAGAAUUUCAGCAGCGGUUUGAUGGAAUUUUGACCGAGGGAGAAGGUCCAAGAAGGCUUAAGAAUUUGUAUUUUAUCUACUUAAUAGAAUUAAGGGCUUUAUCUAAAGUGGUACCAUUCUUUGAGCGCCCAGAUUUUCAACUCUUCACUGGGAAUAAAGUUCAGGAUGCAGAGAACAAAAUGUUACUUCUGGAAAUACUUCAUGAAAUCAAGUCAUUUCCUUUGCAUUUUGAUGAGAAUUCAUUUUUUGCUGGGGAUAAAAAAGAAGCAAACAAGCUAAAGGAGGACUUCCGACUGCAUUUUAGAAAUAUUUCAAGAAUCAUGGAUUGUGUUGGUUGUUUUAAAUGUAGACUGUGGGGAAAGCUUCAGACUCAGGGUUUGGGUACUGCUCUGAAGAUCUUGUUUUCUGAGAAGCUGAUAGCAAAUAUGCCAGAAAGUGGGCCCAGUUAUGAAUUCCAACUGACCAGACAAGAAAUAGUGUCAUUAUUUAAUGCAUUUGGAAGAAUUUCUACAAGUGUGAAAGAAUUAGAAAACUUUAGGAACUUGUUGCAAAAUGUUCAUUAA
This is a messenger RNA of Pipistrellus nathusii (Nathusius's pipistrelle), 1422 nucleotides long. The record is from the annotation of a GenBank genome assembly. Lineage: Eukaryota; Metazoa; Chordata; Mammalia; Chiroptera; Vespertilionidae.